CAAAGCUACAAAGAGCUGGACAUCUGCUGUGGGAAAGGCACACAGAGAAAAAUGCACCAUUAUAGUCCAAACAACGCUUGCACCUGAAUAAAUUCGCCAAGCAGGAGCAAUCAGCAAAGUUUCUUAGGUGGCCCUAACAUAACAUCUUUUCUUCAAAAAACAUAGCAAGAAACCUCUCCCAGCACUAAAAAUAACAUUAUUCUCCAAAUUUCACUGCUUUCUAAUUUACACCUACAGAGCAGCUCACUUUUCCUCUCCUGUUACCACAAACAUCAUCCCACCUUCUGAGGGGCACUGAGGGCUGAAAGCUCCAGAUUCACACAGACACCACGGGAGCUCUGCAAGAGCCUGGACCACCAUCGCUGCCGCGGGGACACGCUGAUCCAGCCGAUGGGCUCAGAGCCCUUCCUUGUCCCGAGGCUCACAACCCACAUCCGCGGAGAGAGCAGCUCCGAGGACUCGGGGAGAUGCGGCACUGACCCGCCCCAGCUCGGUGGCUGUCCCGUGUGGGCAGGUCCCGGGACGGGGCGGGCACGGCACGGCCGUCAUUAAAUGCUGCUCGACGGAGCAGCAUUCCCGGCUGGAGCUAUGGCGACCUGCGUGCAGCUCAACACCGGGGCCAAGAUGCCCCUCAUGGGGCUGGGCACAUGGAAGUCUGCAGCUGGGCAAGUCAAAGCUGCAGUGAUGGCUGCCAUCGAUGCCGGGUACCGCCACUUUGACUGUGCCUAUGUGUACCAAAAUGAGAGUGAAAUUGGGGAAGGGAUCCAGCAGAAAAUCAAGGAAGGUGUUGUGAAACGAGAACACCUCUUCGUCGUCAGUAAGCUGUGGUGCACGUUUCACGAGAAGCCUCUGGUGAAGGGAGCCUGCCAGAAGACUCUUGCUGACCUGAAACUGGAUUAUCUGGAUCUCUACCUCAUCCACUGGCCUACUGGGUUGAAGGCAGGAGAGGAGCUGUACCCCAAAGAUGACAAAGGCAUGUCUAUACCCAGCAACACAGAUUUUCUAGAUACAUGGGAGGCCAUGGAAGAGCUGGUGGACUGUGGUCUGGUAAAAGCCGUUGGAGUCUCCAACUUUAACCACGAGCAGAUUGAAAGAAUCCUGAACAAGCCAGGACUGAAGUACAAGCCUGCAAAUGUCCAGAUCGAAUGCAAUCCAUACCUUACCCAGGAGAAGCUGGUACACUACUGUCAAUCCAAAGGGAUUGCUGUGACAGCAUACAGUCCCCUUGGCUCUCCUGACAGACCAUGGGCUAAGCCAGAGGAUCCUUCCCUCCUGGAUGACCCCAAGAUCAAAGACAUUGCAGCCAAGCACAAGAAAUCCACAGCACAGGUUCUCCUUCGCUUCCAGAUCCAGAGAAAUGUGAUUGUGAUUCCCAAGUCUGUCACACCACAGCGCAUUGUGGAGAACUUCCAGGUGUUUGACUUCAAAUUGACUAAAGAGGAGAUGGCAACUAUUUUCAGCUUUAACAGAAACUGGAGAGUCUAUACAAUGAGCAUGGCCAAAACUCACAAGGACUACCCAUUCAAUGCAGAAUACUGAAGAUGGUUAUAUCCUGCCCUCCUUCAGUGCUUGGUUUGAUAUUCUUCCUAUCAGUUUAUCUAGCUUUUUUAUUGCAUCUCUCCUCCUGCAGCAAUGAAGUCACAGCAUAUGUAUUUAGUGAUUAUAUUUUGUUUGUUCUCUUUGAAAGAAAGAUACAGUAAAAUUGUUCAAA
Molecule: messenger RNA, 1711 nt
Organism: Corapipo altera (White-ruffed manakin)
Lineage: Eukaryota; Metazoa; Chordata; Aves; Passeriformes; Pipridae
Product: aldose reductase-like
Exons: 10
Coding region: 553-1539 (328 amino acids)
Cellular component (GO): cytosol
Molecular function (GO): aldose reductase (NADPH) activity
Source: RefSeq, a predicted model, not a curated record